Macrosteles quadrilineatus (aster leafhopper) is the source of this 5446-nucleotide messenger RNA. RefSeq names its product nuclear factor related to kappa-B-binding protein-like. The transcript has 28 exons. Gene Ontology annotation, cellular component: Ino80 complex. Lineage: Eukaryota; Metazoa; Arthropoda; Insecta; Hemiptera; Cicadellidae. The coding region runs from base 251 to 5371 and encodes 1706 amino acids. The record is from RefSeq and is a predicted model, not a curated record. Gene Ontology annotation, molecular function: protease binding.
UCCUAUUUUAUCUGCAAUGCAGAACGGGGUAUCCAUUUGAGGUGGACUCUGAAUUUAGAUAAAACUUGAUUCAAUACUGUGACCAAAAGAUUAAACUUAUGAGCAGUUUUUACAAGAUGGUAUAUGAUUUUCAUGUUUGGUUCUACUUCAAGAAAUUGAAAUGAACUUAUUCGUGUUUUAUUCCCAUGAAACACAUUUUAAAGCCUAUCUAGAAAUAAAUAAUGAAAAUGUGCACUGAUGAUAACCCUGCAUGAACAUGGAGUCUGAGAUUUUUUGGGGCGACAUGAAUAACUUGGCCCAAAGCAAUUGGUCAUCUUCGGAUGAAACAGAGUCAUCGGAUUCCGAAGGCUCGGAGUCUCCUCACAGGCUUGAAGAGGUGAAUCUGUGUGGAACCCAUUUGCAAAUACCUCAGGGCCUGUGUGAAGACCGUCAGGCUUUUAAUGAAGUCCUCUCCAAGGAUACUUGGAAUCUGUUUUCUGAAGAGCAGCGACAACAUUUAAUGAAUUUCCUGCCAUCGUUUCCUAGAAAUGACGCUGGUGAAAAAGAAAAGACUUUGGAAUUAUUAUUUUCCCGUAAAAACAUGAGAUUUGGGAACCCUCUAGUAGAUUUCUUUGAUCAGCUUAAAUCUGGUAACUUUCGGCCGGAUAUAAGAACUAUGAGGAAGUUGAUCAAGAAAGCCCAGUAUAGGGAAUAUAGCAAUCAGCAGAGGAGGUAUUACUUCUCCCUGAUGAAGUCUCUACUAGUGUCCAGACUCAGGUUGCUAGAGACUGCCUCCAAGGCUGGCCCUGGCAGUGUGUUGAGACAGGAGAAACUGACGUCGGCCCCCCCUCGACCAUCACCCAUCCACCAGAGGGUCAGACGGAGGUACUUCCAGGAGCUGGCUGCAGUGAAGGAGGAGGUCGGAGACACUAGUCAAAGCUCUGAGGAUGAAAACUAUCCAGAAGGCCCUCCUGCUGCGUUGAACAAGAAACAGAAGAAGCAGUUGUCAAGUCUGGAGAACUCGUUGAGUCCCGAUCGGGCUCCUGUAGUGUCCACCUUGGCCAGUAAACCUUCUGGUCUGGACCUAGAGCAGAGGGUUACUCCCAGCCACAACCCUUUUGACAUCACAGACGACGCUUACAGAGAAAUGCUGUAUCGCCACCGCAAGAGACGGCUACGUAAAGAGAACCAUCCUGAUCUUGAAACAAAGGGAAUUACCGCAAACGAUGUAUUAUAUAGGUGUCAACUGAGAAAGACUUUUAGCGCUAGGGAUUUAAAACCUCCUGCAAAGAAACCAAAGUUGAAACUUUCAUCAUCUUUACUCUUGGAUUCAUUACAGAGGAUAGAUGAGCCGGAAGUUGAUGGGACGUCAGAAUCAGAAGAUGGAGACACAGAUAAAGUGGAUGUCGAAGGGGAUGAUGACAGUUCGUUACCUUACUCGUCUACAUCCACACCAACCACCACGACCGUCUUCAGACCACUGGCUGUAGCAGUCAGUACACCUGGACCCAGCUCCCCUAGGAUAGCUAAAAUAUCAACUGCUGGGAAAACCCUGAGUACUCGAAGAAUCAAACUGGAGCUACCGGAAGAUCCUCCACCUACUCCUCCCGCCCUGCCUCCCCCACCGCCUCCCCCACCACCUCCGCCACCACCUCCCCCACCACCUGUUCCUCCCAUACUGCCCCCACCAACACACACAAUACUGCAGCCCAAACCACAGACUAUCACUCGCAUGUUAACACCAGCCACCCUGUCAGAUUUAGAUGGCAUUGACAUGAUGGACCUCCCGGUAGAUCUAGAAGAGGGAGAAAUGACGUUCAGCCCUGAAGACAUCAAACCGGAGCUAAUAGAUAGGCCAGAGUUGAUGCAGGAGACGCACGCUUGUUUCUUCUCCCUUUUGAGAGACAUCAUCUGCUCCACACCAGAACAUCGUAUGACGUUAGUAACACUGGAGGACCGAGUUAGAGCCUGGGCCGCCAGUCCCAUCAGUCCUCUCAAUGAGUGGUAUAGUGCGACAGCGUCUAACUUGACAGCUUACCUGCAUUCUGCUCUCGCUUUUCUGGCUGGAGAAUACCCGGAGUGGCAUCCUGAUGACUUUGUGCCCUACAUAGACUACAAGGCUGCGAUAAGCUCAUACCAGUGGAUAGGAGCGGGCCGAGACACUGACACACACCUGGUGGCUCUGUGCCGUCACUGGACGGAGAGGAGGGAGGACAUGGCAGCUAGACCUAUCAAGGAGGAGGAAGAAGGGGUGAUGGUGGGAGAUAGACAGCUGAUGGCUUCCCCCCCUCCACCUCGCUGUCCUACACAGUGGACUGUUCAACUCUCCUCACCUGAAGACCGGGAAGUGUUUAGAGAACAGGAAAGAGUGAGGUAUGAGAAUCCACACAAGGCGUUCACAUACCGACUACACGGGUACGAAUCUGUGGUCGGCCCAGUGAAAGGGAUGUACUUCCAGGCAGUUGGCAGCAACAAGGCCAGAGGUCACUCUUUGCUGAAUGAGACGAGACCCAACUUCAUCACCAUUCUGGCUCUAGUAAGGGACGCUACAGCAAGGCUACCCAAUGGCCAGGGUACGAGGUCCGACAUCUGUACACUGAUGAGGGACUCUCAAUAUAUCAUAGAGAAUGCACCUGACAGUGACCUGAACUCUGUAGUUAGCGGAGCUUUGGACAGGCUGCACUACGAGCCUGACCCAUGUGUUAAAUAUGAUACCAAGCGCAAGAUUUGGAUAUAUCUGCAUAGGGCUCGUACAGAACAAGAGUUUGAGAGAAUACACCAGGAACAACAAAAAGCAGUAAAGCCCAAGAACCCUCGCAAGGCCCAUCGAGCAAAGGUACUGGCUGCGGCAGGGGUAGCGGAGGUUAAGCCAGAACCAACUCCCAAACCUCCAUCGAAACGGGCGACCAAGGCAGCCACCAAACCCACAAAGACCGCUAGUACUGCCAACACAGCAAAGAAUGUCAAUACCAAUGUAAGCGUCAGCUUACCUCAGCAACAGUCGUCUUGGGUGCAACUUCACACUGUUGAUAAUAGCCAAGUUAUGCCGGACAUAAGUAGUGUCGAAGUAAAGUCAGAGCCGCUAGAGAAGGUGACACCGACGAUAGCUUCAAACCCUCCUGUAGUAACAUCCCCGUUGGUUGUACAGCAACGUAUCAUUGGUCAAGGUGUGCAAAAAUCACUUAUAACUGCUGCCAGUUUUGCGCCUGCAAAGAAACCUGUUGCUGCCAAGGCAACAGUUACUGCGAAGACCACGCCUGCACCGAAAACUGUUCCGGCUGUCAAAACCGUCCCAGCCGUGAAAACCGUCCCAGCUGUGAAAACUGUUCCAGCUGUGAAGACCGUGCCGGCUGUCAAAACUGUGCCGGCUGUCAAAACCGUCCCGGCUGUCAAAACUGUCCCGGCUGUCAAAACCGUUUUAGCCACCAGACAUGAAACUCCGGAUGCCACCAAAUCGAUUUUGGGUAAAUCAAACAAGCAGAAACAAGCUGCCAGUGCGAAAGUUGCGAAAACAACAAAGGCUGUGAAAGAUCCUGCGCUCUCUGCUAUUAGAAGGAUAGUUGACACACCGGUCAGUGGUACUAGUGCAGUGAGAAGGAUAGUGGACACGCCAGUUAGUGGGUCAAGUGCAGUCAGAAGAAUUCCCGACAAUCCUGUCCCUCCAGUGGUGCAGAGAGGCAAGAAGGAAACUUCUGUGUUGGAUCCUUUGGCUGUGGCCAAAAAGAAAGGAACUUUACCUGCAUCUCAGACUACUGAAGCUGCAACAAAAACUCCAGCCAAAUCACUGAUGAAGAUGCUCACUUCUCAAGCCGGUGUAAGGACUGUCCAGAGUCCAUCUCAAAUGACUCCUCAGCAGGUGAUGCUAAUCAAACAGGGUCAGCAGAGUUACAUUGGAGAACCUGCUGUCACUACCAAGGCUCAGCAGCAACAACAGGCUCUGCAGGGACAACAGUUGAUUGUGAUGAAGCAACCAGCAGACCCUGCUUCAGGACAGACACAACCACAGAUGAUAGUCAUCAACCAGCAGCAGAUAGUGACUGAUCAGCAGCUAACUGCCAAGCAACAGAAACAGCUUCAGCAGCUGCUCAACAAACAGCAGUUCAUGGAGCAGCAGCAGCAACAACAGAUCCAGCAGCUCCUUCUGGCUAAGCAGCAGCAGUUGUUGGCGGCAGAGCAGCAGAAGAGUGGAAAGCAAGCAGCUCAACAGCAGAUGAUUGUGGUAAAGCAGCAGCAAGGUGCAAUCAGCACAACAACUGCCCAGGAGCAGCAGAAACCCCAGCAGCAGAUUCAGCAGAUGAUACUAGUCAAACAGCAGCAGCAGGGACAGCAAUUGCAGCAACAACAACAUGUGAUAACAACAGAGACUCAACAGAUCACUCAGCAACAACUGCAGUUGUUGAUCAAACAGCAACAGCUACAGCAGAUCCAAGCAUCUGCAGGAAUAUCAACACAAGCCAAGGGUCAGAUCCAGACGCAGGCUAUCUCGUUGGCUCAGUUUCAACAGUUGCAACAACAACAACAGCAGCAGCAGCAGCAACAACGGGUUGCCUCCUCCGGAAGUUUGUUAAAUCAAUCCAGAGUUGCUCCACAAGCCACACAGUCCAUGAGCACGGGAGUGCAAGUACAGUCUAACCUACUCAAGUCUCAGCCCAUGGUGGCCAAGGUGGUGACCAAUGCUCAGGGUCAACCUGUUAUCUCCAUGGAGAGUCUACUGCCUCAACAAAAGCAGCUCACCAGUAUGCCUCAGACAUUGCGAGUAGCCACAGCCUCUAGCAAGCCAGGGAUGCAGCCUCAGUACACUGUAGUCUCUGUGGCCCAGCCCAGGGUUAUACAGGCCUCUCAGCUUACCCAGGCGGCGGCUAACACGGUGGUGACAGCGAGUGUGAGUGUAAGCGGAUCAGCAGUUGGUACAACUGCAGCCAGCAAGCUAAUGUCUGGCACAGCCACUGCUGCCAACCUACGCAUGAGUGGCAUCAACCUGGCUCACAUAGGUGGCAAACCUGUGUUACUGGCCAGCAAACCUCAGGCAUUACAGACACAGAACGUGCUAUUGGCCUCACAAGGCAGCCUGGGAGCCGGACAGACAGUGCUGCUAGCCUCUCAGAACAUCAACUCUGCAGCACUGCGAGCUCAGCAGCCUCUCACAGUUCUGCAGCAAGGCAAUCAGCAGAUACUGUUGCCUCCAGGGUUCAGCACCUCAGCUCUAAACAUCAAGGGGCUGCAGGGCCUCAAGGUCAUACCGAUCAAUCCUUCCCCUUCUGCCAAAGGAGUGCAAGGGAGACAGCAGGUGUUUGCUAGAAUCAUUAACCCCGGCAACAUGAGGCCUGUAGUAGCAAACCUUGUACAAUCUGAGCAGCCCGGACCCUCUAACCCUCCCUCUACGUCUGAGUGAAAAAAUGUGACACAUCAUUGAAUUGUAAUUGUAACUAUUUUUAUUAUUGAAUUGAUCAUGUACAGUUGUAUAUCA